Messenger RNA from Anopheles arabiensis, 5816 nucleotides. RefSeq names its product ataxin-1-like. NCBI's taxonomy places the organism in Eukaryota, Metazoa, Arthropoda, Insecta, Diptera, Culicidae. Gene Ontology annotation, molecular function: RNA binding; protein binding. The record is from RefSeq and is a predicted model, not a curated record. Gene Ontology annotation, biological process: regulation of DNA-templated transcription. The coding region runs from base 1512 to 4316 and encodes 934 amino acids. The transcript has 7 exons.
CGGGCUCAAUCUACAGUGAGGGCUCGCCGUUGCCGGACGUGCAUGGUGCGUGCGCGUGUAUGUGUGCCCGGGAACGUAAGCAAGCGAAAGUCGUGUGUACGCGCGUGUUUCGGCAAAUUCCUGCAAAAAAAACACACACACACACACACACACAAGCGUGACAGUUUGCGCACAGUUCUACGGAGCGCGUGCGCCCGUUUGUGUGUAUUUCGGCGAAAGCAAAGGUGUUAUGUGUGCGCUAUUAGCUGAUGGCAAACGAACGACCGUUACUUUGCCAAAACACGUGAACACAGGUGCAGGUGCGUUUAUGUGUGUUUGUCUGUGUUUGGCUGUGUGAGUGUGUGGGAUUGUUUGUUCUAAGUAGUGGAUGGGCGGACGGAAAAUCGAUAGCGCAGCCGAAGGAUUCUAAGCUGGCAAGAGGAAAGCACGUGUGCAACAACGAGGAAAGUGGAUGUGUGUGUGUGUGUGCAGUGAACAAUCCAGCAGUGAACAAGUGAAGCUAGAAGAAAGGAAAGGAAAGAAAAGCAAGAAAGAAAGAAACAAAGGGGGAAAAGAGUCGUAACAAGUGUCGCUCAGCUUCUGUCGUGGCUUCCACAUACACAUAUAACGGCGACAACGGUGUGUGAGCUAGUAAACAAACGUCAUCACCAUCAUCUUCAACCUGUGCGCUUUCCACCCCCCCCCCCCCCCCCCCCCAGCUUCCCAACUCCCAUCCCGGGAGGAUGGAGGCGACGACCAUCGAUCAACACCGAGGCAGCGUGUCGCUCGAUUCGGCAGUGCAUCUAGCAAUUAGCAUCAAUCAAUAAGUUGCCAUUACAUGCCCACACACACUCGCACGCAAAUACGCGGUAGCGCAACGAGCGGAGAGAGUUGGCGGCAGCUGCUAGCUGCGUGUCAAAUUCGUGACCCCGCUGCUCUCCUGUACCUUGUGCCCGACGUGAGCAGUGCCGGCGACAAACCGUAUUUGAUCAAACUUACUAUACCUCGCCCCAUUCUUCGUUGCGUCCUUGCGGUGUAAUGCGAGCCGGCCUACCGCCCCCUCCCCCGGUGGUGGACGAGCGGUGGCAAAAAUGGUCCCUCCAGUAGCGAGCAGCAGCAGCAGCCGGUCGCCACGGACGUUUGACGCAGCUCGUAGCACACCCCGGGUCCGGGCCGGCAGCAGCAGUGUGGGCGGCGAUGUGGGCCGAUGCCCAGAACGAUUCGCUGUGUGAGGCAGGCGGAAAGGUGAAGCAAAGGCAAAGAGGAAAGAGUGUGUGUAUGUGAAAGUGAACGUUACAAAAUUACAAAAGAAACGACAAAAGCUACUAUCAAAAAAUAGUUUUGCGAAGAGAACAUUUCGUUGCAGCAGCAGGGUGAAGACGACCGAGUAGGUGGGGUUUUUUGUUCCCCCAUCACCCACAAUCAACCAAACGUUUGAAGAAGAAGAAGAAGAAGAAGGAAAUAAAUAAAAACGCCAACAAAAAGCCAUCUCCAACUCAAACUGCCGAGUUGUGCCGUGGAGAGGGGACAUCAUGCUGUCGGCGGUGGAAAACCUGGGCCCGUCCGGGCCGGGCCGUGUCCCACCGUACCCGCGGCACCAUCCGCACCACCACCAGCUGCCGCACCCGGGGCAGCAGCAUCUGCCGUACCAUCCGCUGCACUCGCUGCUGUCGCCGACCUCGCUCGGCCAGCUGCAUCUGCCGCCGCUGUUGAGCGCCCAGACGCCGCUGCAGCCGCCGCCCCAUCCCAUGUCCUCGGUGGGUGGCGAGUUUGUGCGGCCCUACCCCAAGCAACGGUACGACGACAACCGUGGCUUCAGCAUACCGUCCGCGCUGACGGCCGAGCGGCGGCUCAAGUACGGCGAUCCGCCACCGCCAGCACCGGCCGUGCCGAGUUCGUCCAGCGCCCCCGCCCACACCCAAACUGGCCCGAUCAAUCUGGCGGUGAGUAGUGGUGGUGGCGGUGGCACCAGCAACACCAGCGGAAGUAGCGGAGGUAGCGGCAGUGGCGGAAGCGUAGACGAAUUUGUCGGUGGUGGCGGGGGCUUCCCCCCCUACCUGCCGCACUAUCAGCCGUCCAAUCCGCAGGAAGCGGGCAAUGGUUCCCGGUUUUCGCCCGGCGCAAAUGCUCCACCGGCCGUCGCUUCCUACCAGCAGAAAUAUCAACAGGAACAGCAACAGCAACAAAAAUACCAACAGGAACAACAACAACAACAACAGCAGCAGCAGCAGCAGCAGCAGCAGCAGCACCAAAUGCUUCAAUUUCUCGGCGCUCAGCAACAACAACAGCAGCAGCAGCAACAGCAACAACAACAGCAGCAACAACAGCAACAGCAAGCGAACGGAAACCGGAUGCUCUGCUUUCCCGGCAUGCCGUCACUAGACGUGUUCGUCGGCUAUCCGGGUCUCAACUACGAGAUGUAUCCGUACAGCCGCGUUCAUGGACGGUCCAACUAUUUACCAAACCAGCGACCGCUGGAACCGCGCUACACGUCCGCCGGUACCGCUGCCUCCUUUCUGCCACCACCCCGUCCACCGGCUCCGUCGGCGGAUGCUGCGAGUACUGCGCCGGCCGCCGGAAGCCGCCUACCGAAACCGGCCGCCGCACCGAUCGGCAUCAAACCGAACCGAUGGCUGAUGCCAUCGACGGCACCGUCGCCACCGGCCGCACCGGCCACCAUCAGCUCGUCGCAGCAUGCCGCCGCCGCAGCAGCAGCAGCAGCAAGUGCCGCACCGCUCAGCGCGGGUGUUGAUUCGCUUGUCGCUUCGUAUCGGGCGCUCAAUUCUGCCCACCUGCCGCAUGGCAUGGGUGGCUUCCAGCACCACCACCAUCGGCUUUGGGCCGAAACGCUGCCAGCGCAGCAAACCUACCUGACUGAUCUGCCACCACCGCCACCACCACCUCCACCGAUCGGCGAGGAGGAGAAGGGACUGGCCAGCCGGCUGUACCAUCCGGCACUGCUCGCGCACGACGCGCAGAUGACGCAUAUCGCUGCCUCGCUGCAGGACUCGUUCAUGGCUUCCCGGCAGCAGCAGCAGCAGCAGCAGCGCCAUCGCGCCAAGUUUGCCAACGGUGUACCGUCCAGCACUGCCACUGCCAGCAGCAACAGCAGCAGCCACCAGCCGACGGUCAGUGGUAGUGGACCGGCGCGGCCCGAAUUCAAGGUGCCGAUCGGGGCGGAGAAACAGCCGCCGCCGCCGCCCCGUGCAGGAGGAGGACUGGUGCGAGCCGAGCCGCAGCUAGCAAUCGGUCCCGGACCGUCCUACACCCUUGGGCCGGGGGGAGAUGGGUUGAGCCGUGGAGGCAGUCAGCGCGGCCACUACGAAGCCAAGGCACACGACUUGCCGGAAGAUGCCGCCGCCCAGCAGCACAUACUGCACACGACGGUGGUGAAGCCAAAAAUGUUCCUGCGCGGCUCGAUGAUUUCGUUCCAGAAUGGGGUGAAGAAACCGGUCGAGGAGGUGCGGCUGGAGGACUUUCUGCGCACCGCCGCCAUCUCGCCGGACGUGCGGCUGACCGAGGCGCAGACGCGCCGCAUCACGCCCCGCUACAGCAGCGGCGGUGGCGACGGUAGUGGCCCGGGCGAGCCGUGCAAAAAGAUUCUCGUCCGCUUCACCUACGACCAGCAGCAGCGUUACAGUGCGCUCGAGACGACGAUCGACUAUCCGUUCUUCGUCACUACGAAGGGCUGGGCAUCGUACAGCCCGGACCGGACGUUCGCCAACUACGGGCUGGAGUGUGCCCGGAUCGAGCUCGGGGACGUGUUUAUCGUGCUCGUGCCGCGCCACCAGUCCGGCGAGCGCCAGCUGCUACUCGAAGAGGAAGAGGAGGUGCAGAAGGAGCAGGAGGACGAGAUGGUGGUGGAGGAGCAGGACGAUGGGCCCGAGCGGCUAGCAGUGCCGCCGGCCGAAAAGCAGCUGCGCCUGGUCAACAUGUUUUCGCUCAAAGCGGCAGAGCAGCAGCAGCAGCAGCAGCAGCAAAGUGCGGGCCAGCACCAUCACCCUUACCACCACCACCACUUCCAUCGGCACCACCGGCAGCAGGAAGAGACCACCAUCGCCAGCAGCAACAGCAACAGCAGCAGCCCGCCGAUUCUGAUCGACGACGAGCCGUGCCGGGACUGGCUGACGGCUGGCGUAGGCUCAGGGCCGCCACAGCCCGUCGGGUACGCCGCCGGUGGCAGCAAGCGCCGCCCGGACAGCCAGCGCCGUGGCUCGGCCAAGCGCAAGCUGACGGAGCAGCACGGGCCGCCGGGCAGCAGCGCUGGCGGUGGUGACAGUCACCAUCAUCCCACCGAUCGGAAGCGUCGCACCGCCAGCAGCGACUCGAUGGAGUAGCCUUCCCAGCGUGCAGUGUAAUAUUUAAGCAGUAGGCGGCCUUAGCGUGCUGAAAUGCUGCGCCGAAUAAGGGGAUAAAACAAGAGCUAGAUAUAACAGCAACAAUUGUAAAGAAAAAUGGGAGGGAGAAAAGGGAAAAACUUUUUAAAAGUACCGCACUAAACGAUUUGUAAGUAGCAGCGCAGCAACAACAGAGAGCACACACACGGACAGAGUAGCGUGUGGCGUGCGUGAUUUGCUCGGUUUUACAGGUGUUUGUAGAGGAAGCUAAGCUGGGAAGGAAAUCCAUCCACGCAGAGCAGCAUACCGCUUUGGUUGGUUGCGCGCCUGGGCUGUGGUGGUGUUGUAUAUUAGUUUAUUUUUUUGCUGCUGCCCCAUAGGGUAUUUUGUAAGAGGCAUUAACUGAGAAUGACUGCCAUUUAGUGAUUUUCUUUAGCGUUUUUUUUUUUCAUUUGUUAAUCUAAUCCCUUUCUGGUAGGGGAAUGAAAGGUCCAACAAAGAGGAGGAGAGCAAGGAGCACCAAUUCGCUAGCCAAACAAGAAAGGAGGAGGAGGAGGAGUAGUAGUAACGGGGGGGGGAUGGUCUCCGAAAAGACUGAUUUAACCACACGCACACACGGCUGCGGUGGUGUAGAGGUUUCGCGCAGCGGCUGCUGCGCGCGCACGGUUUCACGAACAACGCGUUCACGCGCAAACAACGCACACACACACACACAUACGCACAGGAAAGCCACAUGCUGCAGCAUCUGCAAAGCAGCAACAUUUUGGAAUCUCUCGGCUACGCACCGCGCGCAACCCGCUAGGAGAGAGCGACUCAAACAAAACAAAAUAUUCAAUUGGUAUUGCGCGCGAGGAGAGAAGGGAGGAGACGCGCGCGUACCUGUGAUAUGCUUACCGGGUCCCUCUCCCCACGACACAUCUCCCAUUGCUGUGCCGUCCACUUAGCAGCUAGUGCGCGCGAUAUUUGAAGCUUAUCGAAAACGAAGAAAAAAACAAAAAAAAAUAACUGGAAAACCUAACACACCUCCAUUUAACAGAGGCCACAAAACACACACACACUCGCACUUGUUGUUUACACUUUUCUGUCACAUUUUGCAUUAUUUUUCUUUUUUCAUUUUCCCAUUUUUUUAUUUUUUUUUUCAAUAUUUUUUUGUUAUUGUUUUGCUAGAAAAAGUUACGAUGAAUUUUUGCAUUGGAGAAGAUUGAAUUACCAACCAUGAAAUACUGCUUCUUUUCUUAUUUUUAGAUUAGAUUAGAUUAGAUUGCGGAAAAAAUGCUAUUAUAUUAUAAACUAAAGAGUCUGCAGAUGCGCGGCUUGCUGUGUGUGUGUGUGUGUGUGAGGUGGUGUAGUGAGCAUCGUCCUUAAAGGCGUGUGUUGUGUUAGUUAGGAAGAAGAAGAAGAUGAAAAACACAGUCAGUGGUUCAGCACUCGGUUCCUUUUCGCUCGUUUGAUUCUCAUUAUUCUGUAUGCCAAUUAGCAAAGAUGCACGAAAGAGAGAAA